Messenger RNA from Asparagus officinalis (garden asparagus), 372 nucleotides. Its product is annotated as protein FAM98B-like. NCBI's taxonomy places the organism in Eukaryota, Viridiplantae, Streptophyta, Magnoliopsida, Asparagales, Asparagaceae. The record is from RefSeq and is a predicted model, not a curated record. The transcript has a single exon. The coding region runs from base 1 to 372 and encodes 123 amino acids.
AUGACGAGGGAGGGGCUUGGGCUGUUCUGGAGGCGUCGGAGGGAAAUGGGGGCAGGCUGGGGUGCUGGCGGUUACGGGGAGGAGAUGCAGGCAGCGUGGGGUGGUCAGCGGCGGAGAUGGGUGCAGGCGGCCAUGGCUUCGAGCGGGUGGGGGCGGAGCAGCGGCUGGAGCAGAUCUGGCGGCGGGUCAGGGCAGAGCGGCGUCGAGGGUGAGCGGCGCGGGGUCGGCGCCGUGCAGGUUCGUCGGAGGCAGGCGGCGGCGGACUGGACAGGCUGCGGCGAACUCCGGCGGGUCGGAGGAGCUCGAGCUCCUGGUGGCGGGGUCUGGGUCGGGUGUUCGGGUGUGGGGGAGGAGGACGAGGGGGCGGGCUGA